GUCAACAGAGCCACUCUCGUCGCCUUGAUAGCCUCCCCGUCGAUCCAAUCCCCGACCCUCCACACCGAGACUCAAUCCAUCAAGAUGGCCGGUGUCGCUUACUACAACGUCGCGGGCCUGCGCCUCGGAAGCCACCACAUUGCCAUGGGUUGGCUGGCUACCCUCUUCGGCGGCACAUACUACGCUCUGUCCGGCCCCAAGAAGGCGGCCGCCGACAAGGCUACCCCUCCGAUCAACGCCUCGAGCUCUGAUGAGGCCGACUUCAUCAAGUGCGUGAUUUCGAUUUCCCCGACGAACACUGUGGCCAGACGGAUCACUGACAAGACCGACAGGAAGUUCAUGGAGGAGCAGGAGAAGAAGCAGUAAGCGGGUGCAGGGAGGUGACGAAUUGGGCAUUGUACGACACGACCGGUGUACAUAUAGAGGCAUGUGGCGAUCUGCUCGCUCAAUACGAAGUACAGAGGACUCGGCCGAUCACGCAUUGUCCAUGUAUGACGUGGCUUUGGAAUUGACUACGAACGCAAAGGCAACGCAGUGCCCUUGUGAUUCGGCCUACAUCAGCAGUAAUACCGAGUGUGCGG
Purpureocillium takamizusanense is the source of this 581-nucleotide messenger RNA. RefSeq lists its product as uncharacterized. Gene Ontology annotation, biological process: proton motive force-driven ATP synthesis. Bases 85 to 366 code for a protein of 93 amino acids. The transcript is spliced from 2 exons. Lineage: Eukaryota; Fungi; Ascomycota; Sordariomycetes; Hypocreales; Ophiocordycipitaceae. The record is from RefSeq and is a predicted model, not a curated record.